CACAGAAUUUCCGUUUCUUUUUGCUUUCGGCAGGUUGCGCUGUGUUCCGGUGACUAUGGUUCCGGGUUUAGAAAUAAUUCCAAGUUUUAUUUCAUAUAUGGGAUAGAAUUUAAAUCUGUAUCACAAUGAAUCGCCCAAAACCGACAGCAAUCAGGCGCCCAAGCAGUGCUGCUAAAACCUCCGGGCAUGCUCCACCUGGAGAUUUUAUAGCACUGGGCUCCAAGGGCCAGACCAGUGAGCCCAAAGCCCCCGCUGUUCUGCUCAAGCCAGCCUCGACUGGUUUACCUGCUGAUCGGAAGAGGGAAGCCACAUCAGCGCUUCCAUCUGCCGGGUUGUCGGGUCUCACCAAACGGCCAAAACUCUCCUCCACACCUCCACUGAGUGCUCUGGGGCGGUUGGCCGAUGUCGCCGCAGCUGACAAGCGAGCCAUCUCACCUUCUAUAAAGGAACCUUCAGUUGUGCCAAUUGAAAUCCCUCCUGCACUGCUGCUGGAUGAGAUUGAGGCUGCGGAGGGAGAAGGCAACGAUGAUCAGAUUGAGGGUGUGCUUUGCGGGGCUGUGAAGCAGCUGAAAAUGAACCGAGCAAAACCAGAUAUCACCUUGUACCUGAGCCUGAUGUUCCUGGCUAAAAUCAAACCCAACGUUUUUGCUACAGAAGGUGUCAUUGAGGCUCUUUGUAGCUUGCUGCGGCGCGAUGCCUCUAUAAACUUCAAAGCAAAGGGGAACAACCUUGUCUCUGUGCUGGCUUGCAAUCUCCUCAUGGCUGCCUACGAGGAGGAUGAGAACUGGCCAGAAAUAUUUGUGAAGGUGUACAUUGAGGACUCCUUGGGAGAGAGGAUCUGGGUGGAUAGUUCACACUGUAAAAACUUUGUUGACAACAUCCAGACAGCUUUUGGAACCAAAAUGCCCCCGAAGAGCAUGCUGUUACAGAUAGAUACAGGGCGUUCCAGUGGCGAAGUCAGUGCAGGCAGCAGUCCCCACCCUUCCAAUCCUGAUGAGGAUGAUAAUCAAGCAGAGCUACUGAUUGCAGAGGAGAAGCUGAGUCCUGAGGAUGAGGGACAGGUCAUGCCCAGAUAUGAAGAGUUGGCAGAGAGCGUGGAAGACUAUGUCCUGGAUGUCUUGCGGGACCAGUUAAACCGCCGACAGCCCAUGGACAACGUAUCCCGGAAUCUACUGCGGCUACUGACGGCCACCUGUGGCUACAAGGAUGUUCGGCAAAUGACUGUGCAGCGACUGGAGAUGUGGCUUCAGAACCCGAAGCUGACUCGUCCAGCCCAGGAUCUGCUCAUGUCUCUCUGUAUGAACUGCAACACUCACGGUACUGAGGACAUGGAGGUUGUUUCCAGUCUAAUUAAAAUCCGCCUGAAACCCAAAGUCCUCCUCAACCACUACAUGCUCUGCGUCAGGGAGCUGCUGAAUGCACACCGAGAUAACCUGGGUACGAUGGUGAAGUUUUUGAUUUUUAAUGAGCUGUCAAAUGCCAGAAAUCCAAAUAACAUGCAGGUCCUCUAUACUGUUCUGCAGCACAGUCCUGAGCAAGCUCCAAAGUUCCUGGCGAUGGUUUUUCAGGACCUUCUGACCAAUAAGGAUGAUUACCUGCGUGCAUCUCGAGCCCUGCUGAGGGAGAUUAUCAAACAGACGAAGCACGAGAUCAAUUUUCAGUCGUUCUGCUUGGGGCUGAUGCAGGAGAGGAAAGAACCCACGUAUGUUGACUUGGAAUUUAAAGAGCGUUUUGUAAGCCAGAUAACAGAUCUGCUCACUGUCUCCAUGAUGUUGGGAAUCACUGCUCAAGUAAAAGAGGCUGGGAUCGCCUGGGACAAAGGAGAGAAAAAGAACUUGGAAGUGUUGCGUGCGUUUCAGAAUCAGAUUGCUGCCAUCCAGCGGGAUACAGUGUGGUGGCUGCACACUGUUGUCCCCACCAUCAGCAAAGUGGGGGCUAAGGAUUAUGUCCACUGCCUCCACAAACUCCUUUUCACUGAGCAGCCUGAGACCUAUUAUAAAUGGGAUAACUGGCCACCAGAGAGUGACAGAAAUUUCUUCCUUCGCCUCUGCUCUGAGGUCCCCCUGCUGGAGGAUACACUGAUGCGCAUCCUGGUGAUCGGACUGUCACGUGACCUGCCACUGGGUCCUGCAGACGCCAUGGAGCUGGCUGACCACCUGGUGAAGAGAGCGGCUGCUGUCCAAUCAGAUGGUACCCGGGACCUGGAUGUUUUAAGGGUUGAAAGAAUUCAACUGAUUGAUGCUGUUCUUAACUUGUGUACCUACCACCAUCCUGAGAACAUUCAGCUCCCCCCUGGGUACCAACCACCAAACCUGGCUAUAUCCACACUGUACUGGAAAGCCUGGCUGCUAUUGCUGGUUGUGGCUGCCUUUAACCCGCAGAAUAUAGGCUUGGCUGCGUGGGAUGGCUACCCCACUCUGAAAAUGCUGAUGGAGAUGGUCAUGACCAAUAACUACUCAUACCCUCCCUGUACCGUGGCGGAUGAGGAAACCAAGACAGAGAUGAUAAACCGGGAGCUGCAGAUUUCCCAGAGAGAGAAGCAGGAGAUCCUGGCUUUCGAGAGCCACCUGGCUGCAGCAUCGACCAAGCAGACGAUUACAGAGAGCAACAGCCUCCUACUGUCGCAGCUAACCAGCCUCGACCCACAGGGCCCUCCGCGUAGGCCACCCCCUCAAGUCCAAGAACAAGUGAAGAGUUUAAACCAAUCCCUGCGUCUCGGACACUUGCUGUGUCGCAGUCGCAGCCCCGACUUCCUUCUCAACAUCAUCCAGAGACAGGCCUCUUCACAGUCCAUGCCCUGGUUAGCAGACCUUGUACAGUCGAGUGAAGGGUCCUUGGAUGUGCUGCCUGUGCAGUGCCUCUGUGAAUUCCUGCUGCAUGACGCUGCAGAUGACCCGUGUUCGGUCGAGGAGGAUGAGGAAGGAGAGAGCAAGGAGCAGAGAGUUAAAAAGCGACAGAGACUGCAAAAACAAAGGCAGCUUCUUGGGCGCCUACAGGAUCUGCUGUUGGGUCCCAAAGCAGAUGAACAGACUACAUGUGAGGUGCUGGACUACUUCCUACGGCGGCUCAGUUCAUCUCAGGUUGCAUCAAGGGUUCUUGCCAUGAAGGGCUUGUCGUUGGUCCUGACGGAGGGCGGGCUGCGUGAUGGUGAGGAACGGGACCAACCCAUGGAGGAAGACUCUGGGGAUGCUGAGCUGCUUCCUGGCUAUCAGUGGCUGCUGCAGGAUCUGCCCAAACUACCUUUAUUUGAUAGUGUUCGAGGCAUGACGUCAGUUGCAUUGCAACAGGCUAUCCACAUGGAGACAGACCCACAGACCAUCAGUGCCUACCUGAUCUACCUAUCCCAGUACUCACCAGUGGAGGAGCAAGGCCGUCAUAAUGAUCUUGCCUUGGAUGUUGCACGGCUGAUUGUGGAGCGAUCCACCAUCAUGUCCCACCUCUUUUCCAAGCACUCCUACAGGCCAGAGUCAGAAGCUGUGCUCUCAGCACUUGUCUCUGUCUUUUCCAAAUACAUCAGGAGGAUGAGAAAAACCAAGGAGGGGGAGGAUUUAUACAGCUGGUCAGAGUCUCAGGACCAGAUUUUCCUGCGUUGGACGACUGGUGAGACUGCCACCAUGCACAUCCUGGUCGUCCACGCCAUGGUCAUUUUGCUGACCCUGGGGCCCCCGAAAGGUGAGAGUGAUUUCUACAGCCUGCUGGAUAUCUGGUUCCCAGAAAAGAAGCCCCUCCCUACUGCCUUCCUCGUGGACACCUCAGAGGAGGCUCUGCUGCUUCCCGAUUGGCUUAAACUCAGAAUGAUCCGGUCAGAAGUCUCUCGAUUGGUGGAUGCAGCAUUACAGGACCUUGAGCCCCAGCAGUUGCUGCUGUUUGUGCAGUCGUUUGGUAUCCCGGUAUCCAGUAUGAGCAAGCUGUUGCAAUACCUGGACCAGGCUGUGUCCCAUGACCCCCAGACACUCGAACAGAACAUCAUGGAUAAGAACUACAUGGCUCAUCUUGUUGAGGUUCAGCACGAGAGAGGAGCAACUGGUGGGCGCACUUUCCACACCCUGCUCAGUGCCUCCCUCUCCUCCCGCAGAGACAGCGCUGACCGGAAAGGACCUAAAGUGAGUGUGGAGGACCCUCAGGGGCCGGUACGGAUCCGAGCGGCCAGUCAAAUUCCAGUAAUUGGACCCGACGAUGACCUGGCUGGAAUGAUUCUUCAGCUGUUUCCCCUGAACGCUGAUCCCAGGUGGCAGAGCUCGAACCCUCGGGCGGUAUGUCUUUCUCUACAGCAGGCGCUGGCCCAGGAGCUGGCCCGUAUCCGUCAAGGGAAUGCCCAGGUGACAGGCAUCGCAGUGCGGCUACUCCAGGCCAUCGUGGUGCUGCUGAACUCUCCGCACGGCGGGGCUCUCGUCAUGGCGAUGGAACAGAACCACGUCAUGUCCUGCCCCCUGAUGCGCCAGCUCUACCAGUACCAGCGCUGUGUUCCCCAGGACAUGGCUUUUUCCUCCCUGUUCUUCAAGGCAGUCAGGCAGAUGCUCACCUGGCUGGAGAAUCCUGCAGUGGAGGGGGGUGCCCUGCAAGCUCAGCUCAAAUCAUUCGCUGCUCAGUACUCUCUCAAACACCGACUCAGUGAUGUUCGAACAGGAUUCCUUCAUUUGGCCGAUGCUCUUGCCUAUCAACAUGAAUCUGAAGCCACUGUGCGUACAAUUAUUGCAACACUGAAAUCUGGAGAGAGGUGCAAUGCAGAGGCAGAGUUGGUUGGCAAAGUGCUCCAGGGCUUGAUUGAGGCAAAGUCCUCAUACCUGGAGGAAUUCCUGUCCGUGCUGCUGACCAUUGGCAUGGAAACCGUUACCAAGCACCCAGUUGCAGGUCCCGUCUCCAUGGUGAACACACUACUUCUCCAAGAAGGUGAUGAGACAUCCGUCAAAAUGGAAGCUGAUGCAGGAAGCAUGGAAAUGGCCAAUACAGUGUCCUCCUCUGGGCUGCUGAUUGACUGGCUGGAACUGCUUGAUCCUGAAGUUAUCUCUAUCUGUCCAGACCUGCAACAGAGGCUCCUGUUUGCUUGGAAAAAGGGUAAAGAAAGCAUGGGGGCACAGACACCCACUUACAGGCCAUAUCUAUUGGCUUUGCUGACGCACCAAUCGAACUGGACCACCUUGCAUCAGUGCAUCAGUAUUCUACUCAGCAAGCAAAGAGAACUCAGACUUGACCCAUCACCCUCACUGGAUUUCCUCUGGGCAUGCAUUCACAUUCCCCGCAUCUGGCAGGGCCGUGACCAGAAAACUCCACAGAAGAGGACAGAUGAGUUUGUUUUGUGCUUGAAGCCCCCUGAGUUGAUCUGCCUGGUUGACCUGAUUCUCUCAGAGUCUGAAAUGAACAGCCGUAGCCACUCCCAAAGCAAGACGACACUGGAUGAGGCUUCCUGCUCGCUUAUCCAAUCACGACUGCCCUUACUGCACAGCUGUUGCCAUGGAGACCUAGAGAGUGUCAAGAAGGUGUCAGAGUAUCUCAUUAACUGCAUCAAGAAGUGGGGAGACAGCGUGAUGAGUAAACGCUGCCAGAACCUCCUGCUACAGAUCUACCUGCAGGUUCCGGAAGUGAUCCAACACGUGACGCUGCCAGACGCCAUCCUUAGCAGUGAGGGAGCAGCAGAUGGCAGCAUCUGUAAGCUGGAUGUCCUGGUGCACCGUUUGAUCACCUUGCUGGCUGAGACAGGAGACUCCAAGUCAGCAGAGAACCGCAUGUCUGAUGCCAACAUGGCUUGCAGGAAGCUAGCCGUGGCACACCCAGUGCUUCUACUCAGACACCUGCCUAUGAUCGCAGCUUUGCUCCAUGGUCGUAUCCACUUGAAUUUCCCGGAAUUCCGACAGCAGAACCACCUGUCAUUCUUUACUCAUGUCCUCGCCAUUCUGGAGCUGUUGCAUCCACUUGUGUUCCAGACUGAACACCAGAGGGCACUGCAGGACUCUCUCCUGUCUUUCAUACAGGUCCUACAGAACUUUAGGAGGUAUUCCCGACAGCUUUCUCCCCUCAUCAGUAAAUUUGUCCAGUGCAUUCAGAAAUAUUUAACGCAUGAUGCUGGGGCUGCAGUUCCAUUCCUUCAGAAGCACUCGGACAUCCUGCAGGGUCUCUCCUCGGAAAACCCUGACAUGCUGCAGUUAAAAUCUCUCCUGACUGGCCUUACGCUCCCAUUGAAGAGUGAAUCAGCAGACAGUGCUGCAGAGGACCGAGAGGAGGAGCCAUCUACUGGGUCCCUCCCACUGGUCAACAUUUCAGCUUCUGCACCCUUGACUGCAUCAGACAUGACAAAAUGCCUGAGAAAUAUAGCCAGAGGAGAGGCACUGGAAGACAUCCUGGAGGUUCUAAGUGAAGUUGAUGAGAAAUCUAAAAGAAAUCCGGAAAUUCUACCUUACUUCACUAAUGAUUUUCAGAGCCUGAUGAAUUCCCCUGAGGAGGUGUGUCGUAAUAUGGCUUUCAGUCUGGCGCUACGCUGCAUCCAGAACAACCCUUGCUUGGCUGUUGAUUUCUUGCCGACAUUCAUGUACUGCAUGGGCAGCGGCAACUUCGACGUGGUGCAGACUGCUCUCAGGAACCUUCCAGAAUAUGUGCUGCUCUGUCAAGCAGAGCAUGCUGAUAUCCUGUUGCACAAAGCAUUCCUGGUGGGGAUAUAUGGUCAGAUCGACACCAGCUCUACCAUCUCAGAAGCCAUGAAGGUCCUCCACAUGGAGGCAACAACCUAAAACCCCCUUGCAACAGAUCUAUCUAGAGCCUGGGACCCGGGCAGGGAGCCAGCAUCAUGUUCACUGUCUGCCACUGAGGUGGAACGAAGAGGAAUGACACCUAGCAAGAAGCUGCCUUUUUUAUCAGAAGGGAGGGAAGUGGCAGAGUUUAAGAGGGUUAGUGAUGGUCCUGAUGGGCUACUGCCACAGUGACAGCCUUGUGUGUUUCAAUCACAGCCUUGUUUAUUAGCUGUAACAUUUGAUCUCCCUCUAUCAUCACUGAGCUCACCACCCUGACAUAAGACACAUUAAUAAUAAUAUGAGACUCUGCCAGAGUCAACUAGAAUGGAGCUAAUAAUAAUGAUGUAGUAAUAAUAGAAAUAAAACCAGUUUUUAAACACUUAGACUAAUUGAACAAUGUUUUUUUUUUUUUAAUGGUUUCAGUUGCAAUGUCAACAGAUCCUGUAAAGAAUUACUGAGCCGUGAUGUUUUCUGCAGAGCUUGUGUACACAAGCUCUGCUCUUCUGCUUUUCGUUUUUGUUAUGUUUACAGGAGGAAAACUUCAUGUACAAGUAAUAAUAAAUCAAACCUCUUUCGCAUUUAAAAACUUGACACCAGUGAGGCUAAAUUCCAUCAAAUGCCAAGGGGGUUGGCCAUUACACCAUAGCUUGUUUGCUGUGUUCCUAAAACUUAAAUGAUUUCUUGCCAUAUGUAUUUUAGCUAGUUGGUUACAUAAUUACCGUUGACGAACAGGAAGUUAGAACAGGAUAUCCAUGUGUGACUAAAACAAACUACUUUGAACUAUUUGCCAACAAUAAAAAACUUUAAUUAUAUACAAAAACAAAAACGCAUUAAACAAUAUAGUGGCACCAGCAGAAUAGU
Messenger RNA from Polyodon spathula (Mississippi paddlefish), 7583 nucleotides. RefSeq names its product integrator complex subunit 1-like. Gene Ontology annotation, biological process: U2 snRNA 3'-end processing. Gene Ontology annotation, cellular component: integrator complex. The transcript has 49 exons. NCBI's taxonomy places the organism in Eukaryota, Metazoa, Chordata, Actinopteri, Acipenseriformes, Polyodontidae. The coding region runs from base 126 to 6722 and encodes 2198 amino acids. The record is from RefSeq and is a predicted model, not a curated record.